Staurois parvus is the source of this 597-nucleotide messenger RNA. The record is from the annotation of a GenBank genome assembly. Lineage: Eukaryota; Metazoa; Chordata; Amphibia; Anura; Ranidae.
AUGCUCCCAAGUUCUGAGCACAGUGAGUGUCUUACAGAGAGAACUGAAUUUGUUUUAUUUCAGGAAAGUGAACCGGAGGAGAAGCUGUAUUCCUGCCCUGAGUGCGGGAAAUGUUUCCCGUACAAAUCACUCCUUCUCAGACACGAGAGCGCUCACACGGGGAAGGGGCCGUUUUCCUGCUGGGAGUGCGGGAAAUGUUUUUUAUACAAAUCGGCUCUCGUCAUCCAUGAAAUGAUUCACACGGGAGAGAAGCCAUACUCGUGUUCCCAGUGCCAGAAACGGUUUAACCGCAAAUCUACUCUUAGCCGCCACGAAAUCCUGCACACGGGGGACAAGUCCUAUUCCUGUUCCGUAUGCGGCAAAUGCUUUUCCCAGAGACUGCAUCUACAAAAGCACGACCGAGUCCACACCGGGGAGAGGCCGUUUCCCUGUGCAGAGUGCGGGAAACGUUUCUUCCAGCAAUCGGAUCUUAACAGACACGAGAGGGUUCACACGGGGCUGAAGCCGUAUUCCUGCUCCCUGUGCGGGAAAUGUUUUUCCCAGAAGUCUAUUCUUACCAGACACGAACGAGUUCACAUCGGGGAGAAGCCAGAUUGA